Molecule: messenger RNA, 1530 nt
Organism: Dioscorea cayenensis subsp. rotundata (Guinea yam)
Lineage: Eukaryota; Viridiplantae; Streptophyta; Magnoliopsida; Dioscoreales; Dioscoreaceae
Product: glycerophosphocholine acyltransferase 1-like
Exons: 8
Coding region: 142-1272 (376 amino acids)
Biological process (GO): phosphatidylcholine biosynthetic process
Source: RefSeq, a predicted model, not a curated record
AAUUAAUUGAACGAAGUAACGCGAAGGUGCCGUCUUUGGCUUUCAUUGUUAACGCGCAAGCUAUCGCGUUCGCUGCUUCUCUUCUCUCCUUUCUUUCUCUUUGGCAAGAGCUCCAUAGGAGCGAGAGCUGGCGACGGAACAAUGGCGGAAGAGGAGGCAAGCCUUGAUAAUGGGGAGGCUUUUCGCAAGGUCCGCAUGACGAUCGCCGAGCGAUCCAAGAGAGUUGCGGAAACGAAGGAGAAGACGAAGAAGAUCUUGUCGAAGCAGGCCGUCAAGAUCGCUAAGCAGGCCGAAGAGCACGAGCGAUUCAUCACCAAGGUGACUCAUUUGCUGAGUGUUCUCGGAUUUGGCGCCUUUUGUUUCAUUCUUGGAGCUCGGCCUCAAGACGUGCCAUAUGUGUAUUGUUUGUUCUAUGUUACUUUUGUUCCUCUGCGAUGGAUAUACUAUCGUUACAAGAAAUGGCAUUAUUAUCUCCUGGAUUUUUGUUAUUAUGCCAAUACGAUCUUUCUCAUCACGCUUCUCUUUUUUCCAAAACAUGAAAAGCUCUUCAUGGUUUGCUUUUCAUUUGCUGAAGGUCCAUUGGCGUGGGCUUUGAUCAUUUGGCGCUGCAGCCUGGUGUUCAGUUCUGCAGACAAAAUUGUCAGUGUUUUAAUUCAUCUCUUGCCUGGAAUAGUUUUCUUCACUAUAAGGUGGUGGAAUCCAGAAACCCUUGCAGCCAUGCACCCGGUAGGGAAAGCUAAAAGCUCAUGGCCUUAUGUGGAGGAGAAAUCCUACUUAUGGACAUGGCUAUUUGCUGUCCCUUUGGUUGCAUAUACUCUUUGGCAGCUCCUCUAUUUCCUUAUUGUCAAUGUGCUCCGUAGACAAAGGCUCUUACGCGACCCUGAAGUCAUGACUUCCUACAGGGAACUUUCCAAAAAAGCACAAAAAGCAAACAACAUAUGGUGGAGGUUAAGCGGGUUGCUUGGUGAUCAGAAUCGACAGAUGAUGUACAUACUUUUGCAAGCUCUCUUCACUGUUGCUACAAUGGCCCUCACUGUACCCAUCUUCCUUUCCUAUGAAAUGCAUGUGAUUUUCCAGGUUCUGAAAGUAUCUGCCACUGUGUGGAACGGUGGUAACUUCCUUCUUGAUGUCAUGCCAAGACAAGUGGUUUUGAAGGAAAAGAAGAAACUUGAAAUGCAACCCAUCAUUCCUGAACGACCAGAGCAGCCAUCUACGGCGGUUGAUAGUUCACUGAACGAUCACAAUGCUUCUGAUGAAGGGUACAGCUCUUAAACCAAGAUAACAACUAAUAUAUACAUAUAUAUAUAUAUAUAUAUAUAUAUAUAUAUAUAACAUAGUUGCAGCUUUCAGGUGUUUAACUUAUUUUGCACUUAUGUAAUCUCGAACUGAAUGAUAUAAUGCUGUUCUUGUUUGGGAGGCUGUAUCUUACGUGUAAUGGUGGCUGGUUCCAUUGAAUUUUGUGUCUGUGAAAAGGAGUGUAAACUACAAUUAGGAGUGAGUUGUUUAUGUUUUUGAGCAUUAUUUCUUGAA